UGGUUGCAAGCCAGGGUAGAAAUGCUCUGAGCAAAGGGGAUUUUACCACGUAACUCGGACGGGGGAUUCAACAUGAUCUGCAAAGGGAUAUCUGUUCUAUUGGAAUUAUGGACUGAAGGAGUGCUCUUUCUGCACUGUUUGAGGAUUACGAAAGACUGUGAUCUAAAAAUAACGCUGACUGAAGGAAUAUUACUGAACUCUACUAUUUCCAAAGGAUUAACACCAGAAUGGAUUAACAAAGUUUUUACUGGCCCAAAGAACAAAAAUGGAUACAAGCAGAUCUAAAUCUGGACCGAACCCUCUCCACCUCCUCCCUGGAGCAGAGCCCCAGCGGGGCAUCGGUCUUCAGAUCGCCACCUGCCACCAGAAUCAUGGAUCCCAUACCUGCAUAAAUCUUUACGUUCCAUAAGUUUAAGGAGUAGAUGGGGCUCAUGCUGAAAUGAUGAAUGCAUUGCAUGCUCCAGCAGACACCAGCAAGCUCUGAUAUCCGUCUACUCGCCUUCUCCCUCCCUCUUUUCUUCAGCUUGCACUCCUCUUCAAGAAAGAUCACAAUCUUCCCCCAAGGUUUUGGCAACAGCUCAAAUUCCUGGAAAUUGCAUUGAGAUCUGGAUUCUAGAGACGAACAUUCUAUUUUUGGUCCAGGAUAGACCAAGAGCCUUUUGAAGAAACGGCUGUGUUGAAAUUAUCAUAUUCCCCCUCUUUUACUCUCCUGCUAUUCCUCGGUCCCAGAGGCACCAACUGAUGGAGAGACGAAGGAGAGAGUCAGGAUAAGGACAAGAAUUAGAGCUUCAGAGAGAAGAGGAGAAACUGCAUACUGCUUGGGAAAAUUGGAGUAGGGCUACUGUGAAGAAUAUUUACCCACUGAGCUUUAUAUACCAGUUUAGUGGUAUAUAAUAAGUCUUGUUUACAUUUGAAAUCUGUUAUUCCCAGUGAAGCUAGGCCUUAGCUCUGUGAUUCAUUACUUUCAAGGCAUCAAAUCCAGAAGGGAAACUUGGGAACUUUGAGCAUGACAAGGGGGUUAAGAUUCAUGUGUUGGCCCCUGUGGCCUCUGGCCCUCUUUAGCCUGCUUACUACAGUGGAGGUGCUGGAAUUCGGUGGGGCACCCGGCCAGUGGGCACGCUAUGGGCGGUGGGAAGCUGGAUCAGUGGGUGAGCUGAGCUUCAGUCUUAAGACCAACAUCAGCAAAGCCUUGGUACUCUACCUGGACGAUGGUGGGAACUGUGACUUCUUGGAGUUGUUGAUUGCCGGAGGGCGCCUCCAGUUGCGGUUUGCCAUCCACUGUGCCGAGCCAGCCACUUUGCACAUGGAAACACGGGUGAAUGAUGACCGCUGGCACAUGGUCUUGCUCACCCGCAACUUUCGGGAGACCCUGCUAAUGGUGGAUGGGGAGACAAAAGUGGCUGAGGUCAAGUCGAAGAGGAAGGAAAUGGCGGUGGUCAGUGACCUGUUUGUGGGUGGGAUCCCGCCUGACGUACGCCUCUCUGCCCUGACGUCCAGCACAGUGAAAUAUGAACCACCCUUCCAGGGCCUGAUCUCCAAUCUGAAGGUGGGGGAGAUGCCUCCUACCUUGUUAAACAGCCAGGGCAUUCAGAGUGACCUGGAGUAUCUCUGCACCAAACAAAACCCAUGCUUCAAUGGUGGGUUUUGCUCUAUUCAGUAUGGAGAAGUUCACUGUGACUGCACCCACACUCGCUUCAAGGGGAAGUACUGCAAGGAAGCUGAAGAGUAUGCUGUUGAAGGUCUGGCGCACCUGACGUUAAACGACCAAGGUGACACAUCUCAAGUUGGUAAGGAAGAGUCAGUAGCCACCUUCAAGGGCAACGAGUUCUUCUGCUAUGACCUGUCCCUGACACCCAUCCAGAGCAGCACCGAUGAGAUCACGCUUUCCUUCCGAACGCUGCAACGCAACGGCCUCAUGCUCCACACCGGCAAGUCAGCCGACUACGUGAACCUUUCCCUGAAGAGCGGCGCCGUUUGGCUGGUCAUCAACCUGGGCUCGGGGGCCUUCGAGGCUCUGGUGGAGCCCGUCAAUGGCAAGUUCAACGACAACGCCUGGCAUGACGUGCGCGUCACCCGCAACCUGCGCCAGCACGCAGGCAUUGGACACGCUAUGGUAAACAAACUGCAUUAUAUGGUGACCAUCUCAGUUGAUGGUAUUUUGACAACGACUGGUUACACCCAGGAGGAUUACACCAUGUUGGGCUCUGAUGACUUCUUCUACAUUGGAGGGAGCCCGAACACGGCAGACUUGCCUGGAUCACCGGUCAGCAACAACUUUAUGGGCUGCCUUAAAGAUGUGGUGUACAAGAACAAUGACUUCAAGCUGGAGCUGUCACGGCUGGCCAUUGAACGUGACCCCAAAAUCACCCUGAAUGGCGAUCUGGUGUUCCGAUGCGAGGAUGUGGCAGCCCUGGACCCUGUAACCUUUGAGAUCCCCGAGUCCUACAUCUCCCUGCCCAAGUGGAACACCAAGAAGACAGGAUCUAUCUCCUUUGACUUCCGCACUACAGAGCCCAGCGGCCUUCUGCUGUUCAGCCACGGCCGCCCUCAGGGUCCUAAAGAGCAGAAGCCCGGUAGGGAGCUCAAGACUGAUUACUUUGCCAUGGAGCUUCUGGACGGGUAUUUGUACCUGCUGAUCGAUAUGGGCUCCGGGAAAACAAAGCUCAAAGCCAGCAACAAGAAGGUCAAUGAUGGGGAAUGGUGCCAUGUGGAUUUCCAGAGGGAAGGGAGGAAAGGAUCUAUCUCAGUCAACAGCCGUAGCAUGCCCUUCAGUUCCCCAGAGGGCAGCGAAAUCCUGGACCUGGACAGUGACAUGUAUCUGGGCGGGCUGCCUGAGUCCAAGUCGGACCUCAUCCUGCCGCCAGAAGUUUGGACAGCACUCCUUAACUACGGCUACGUAGGAUGCGUCCGUGACCUCUUCAUCGAUGGCAAGAGCCGCGAUGUCCGUCGUCUGGCUGAGAUCCAGAGCGCUCUGGGUGUCAGCAGUUUCUGCACUCGUGAGCUCCAGAAGCGGUGCAGCAGCGCCCCCUGUGGCAAUGGAGGCCUGUGCAAAGAGGGCUGGAACCGCUACAUUUGCGAUUGCAUCGGCACCGGAUACCUGGGUACCAACUGUGAGAUAGAGGCAACAGUGCUGAGUUACGACGGAAGCAUGUACCUGAAAAUCAUCAUGCCGGUCACCAUGCACACAGAGGCCGAGGACGUGGCGCUACGUUUCAUGUCUCAGCGGGCGUACGGUCUGCUCAUGGCCACCACGUCCAAGGAGUCAGCGGACACCCUGCGACUCGAGCUGGACGGAGGCCGCGUCAAGCUCACAGUCAACCUCGAUUGUAUCAGGAUAGACUGUAGCCUCAGCAAAGGACCCGAGACACUGUUCGCGGGACAGAAGCUGAAUGACAACGAGUGGCACACGGUGAAAGUGGUGCGAAGAGGCAAGAGCCUACAGCUGUCUGUGGAUAAUGUCACAGUGGAAGGCCAGAUGACUGGUGCCCACACACGUCUUGAGUUCCACAACAUUGAGACAGGCAUCAUGACUGAGCGCCGCUUCAUAUCAGUGGUGCCCUCAAACUUCAUUGGCCAUCUCCAGGGCUUGACCUUCAAUGGGUUGCCAUAUCUAGACCAGUGCAAAAAUGGGGACAUCUCUUACUGCGAGCUGAAUGCCCGCUUUGGCAUGCGCCACAUCAUCGCAGAUCCGGUGACGUUUCGAACGAAAGGCAGCUACUUAGCUUUAGCCACAUUACAAGCGUACGCCUCGAUGCACCUCUUCUUUCAGUUUAAAACCACCACACCUGAUGGCCUGAUGCUCUUCAACUCUGGAGACGGGAGCGACUUUAUAGUCGUGGAACUGGUGAAGGGGUAUGUGCACUACGUCUUCGAUCUUGGCAAUGGCCCGUCGCUGAUGAAGGGCAACUCAGACAAACAACUCAAUGACAACCAGUGGCACAAUGUGGUGGUGUCCCGGGAUGCCAACAAUGUACAUACACUGAAGAUCGACUCACGCACCGUUACGCAGCACUCCAAUGGAGCACGCAACCUGGACCUCAAAGGGGAGCUGUACAUCGGUGGCGUGACUAAGAACAUGUAUAGCAAUCUGCCCAAACUGAUCGCAUCCCGGGACGGGUACCAGGGCUGUUUGGCCUCUGUGGACCUGAAUGGGAGACUCCCUGACCUGAUCGCAGAUGCCCUCCACAGGGUGGGCCAGGUGGAACGAGGCUGCGAUGGACCCAGUACCACCUGUACGGAGGAGUCCUGCUACCAUCAGGGGGUGUGUCUCCAGCAGUGGGAGGGCUUCACCUGCGACUGCACCAUGACGUCCUAUGGAGGCUCGUUUUGCAACGACCCUGGGACAACUUACAUCUUCGGGAGAGGCGGAGCCCUCAUCACAUAUACCUGGCCACCCAAUGACCGGCCGAGCACAAGGGCAGACCGGCUGGCAGUGGGCUUCAGCACGCAGCUGAAGGAGGCCAUCCUGGUCAGGGUGGAGAGUGCCAAGGGACUGGGAGAUUACCUGGAGCUGCACAUAGAACGGGGAAAGAUCGGCGUGAUCUUCAACGUGGGAACGGACGACAUAACCAUCGAGGAGAGCGCGGUGAUGGUGAGCGACGGCAAAUACCACGUGGUGCGAUUCACACGCAGCGGGGGCAAUGCCACGCUACAGGUGGACAACCAGCCGGUCAUCGAACGUUUCCCCUCAGGGAACUUUGAUAAUGAGCGCCUGGCUAUUGCUAGACAAAGAAUCCCAUACCGACUUGGUCGGGUAGUUGACGAGUGGCUACUCGACAAAGGUCGCCAGUUGACCAUCUUCAACAGCCAGGCGUUCAUCAAAAUCGGUGGUGGAGAGAAGGGGCGCCACUUCCAGGGCCAGAUCUCAGGCCUGUACUACAACGGCCUGCAGGUGCUGAAACUGGCAGCUGAAGGCGACCCCAAUGUCCAGACCCAGGGCAACCUGAGGCUGGUGGGUGACGUGCCCUCAGUGCUGACCACCGACACCACCUCCACCACCCCGCUGGCUGAUAUGUCCACCACGAUCAUGGAAACAACCACCACCAUGGCCACAACCACCACCCGCAAACAGCGCUCGCCCACCAUGAGGGACAGUGUCACACAGAAUGCAGAUGACCUCUUGGUAGCAUCAGCUGAAUGUCCUAGUGAUGACGAAGAUUUGGAGGAGUGUGAGCCUGGAAAUGGAGGUGAAUUAGUGUUGCCCAUUAUUACGGUGGACUCCCUAGACCCCCCAUCCAUCGCCACCCGCUACCCAGUAAUCCCCCCGCCCCCCACCACCUACCGCCCCUUCCUCACCCUGCUCGAAACCACCAAAGAGUCCCUCCCCUUACCCAACGGCCGGCCCCCCUGCCCCCUGGACCAGGAGGACUGCGAGGAGACCAUCGAGGUGUCGGCGUACGGCUCGGGGGAGAUGACCGAGUCGGAUGACGAAGACUAUUACAAAAACUCCCCCUUGGUCACCGACAGGACUGUCCUCCCACCUCCGCCGGCCGUCGAGGGCGGCGUCCAGAUCCCCCGAGACCGCCACUUCUCCCGCUUCCCCAACUCCCCCCGCCCACCUCUCUCCUCCACCCCCACGGCCAACCCCGACCAGCUCAGCCCGCGCAUCAAGCCGGCCGGCGGCGGCGGCGGCAGCAGCAGUAGUAGCAACAACAACAUCCCCGCUGGGAAAAUGAACACCCGGGACCAGGUGCUGCUGCCGCCGUCCCACCCCUCGUCAGAUCCAGGCCACCGCAGGGUACCGGGAAUAACCUACCCCCCAAAUUUCCCUCAUGUUCCCACUCCAGACCCCACGUCUCCGGAAAGAGGGCUCCCGGGCGCCGUGGAGGUGCAGCAGUCCAGCAGCACCACCGGAAUGGUGGUGGGCAUCGUGGCGGCCGCUGCCCUCUGCAUCCUAAUUCUGCUCUACGCCAUGUACAAGUACCGCAACCGCGACGAGGGCUCCUAUCAGGUGGACCAGAGCCGCAACUACAUCAGCAACUCAGCCACGCAGAGCAACGGAGCUCUGGUGAAGGAGAAACAGCCGAGCACUGCCAAGACGGUCACCAAGAACAAGAAGAACAAAGACAAAGAGUACUACGUCUGAGGGAGUGCCGCCGUGACACACAGAGACAGAUAGCAGACGCACUUAGAAAAGGAAAGAGACAAGAGAGAGAAAGAGAGAGGGGGGGGGAGAGAAAAGGCAGUACAUGGAAAACGGCAAACAUACCAUAAUGGCUAAUUCAUUUAAAACUCAGUAUUGUCUGGUGGUCAUAUGUGCAACCAGUUCCACUCUAAUCAGAGGGAGGCAGCAAAACAAGACGACACGGUGGCAUAAUGGUUCUGUUCUCACCUUUCAGCAUUGCUUUGAUGGAUCUGACUAAACCUAGAUUAAAUGUUAACCAUUGCGUGCAUUUAAGGAAAGGCUAUUACACCUCAGAUCCCAACACAUACCGUGCCAACAACCGUAUAGCAAAUGCUGAUAAAACAGUGAUUUAUUGGUUAGCAUUUGACAGGUUAUUUAAUAUCCUGAGUACUGUAGGAAAGAACCACCAUCAGUAUUUGUGUCAAGGUCUGUACUUCACUCUGAGGCGAGCUUGUGGUGUACGCCAUCACCUUAGACAGUAUCAACAUAUUGUUUUCCAACCGGCCUCGAAUUAGCAACCUGACAUCCAUCUGUAAAAUCAAUAUACUGCCAACUUACAGAAACACCGUGUCAAAUCCAGCUCUCCCACACCUGUAAGCGUUCCACAUCUCUGAUCUCACACCUCUCAUCAGAUCUCUCUCUCUCUCUUCCUCCCAUUCGCCCGUGCACUCUGUUUCUCUCCUUGUCUAUGGUGCCCAGCAGCCGAUGCAACGUAAACUCUGCCGUGUUUCAAGCAUGUAGUAUUCAUUUACGAAAAAGAGAUAAAAACUGUUUUUCUUUCUGUGGAGUUUAAAAAACAAAAAAUAUGAUGAUGAUUGAUGAUCAUAACAACGUUAAACGUAGCAACUAUGUGAGAUACCACCACUCCAACCUAACGGAUGCUAACUUGUACGUUUAGCCGCCAAAAACUUGUUGAGGCCAAAACCCCAUUGGUCAUCCUUUGUUCCAGCAGAUCUGUGUCAUGUGUUUCUGGGGCUCCAAAGUCGCCCCCUAGUGGGCCAGCAGAGAAACUGUUACGUCCUUACAGUUACUAAUCACCGAAAAACAGAAAAAACCUCCAGCAAACAAGAUGAACUCUGUUCUAUAUAAUUAUAAAUAUAUGUAUAGACGUUGCAGAAACCUAUGGACCUAAAUUGUGAGCGAGUCUAGAAGCGAGUUCGCUGACAAAGCACAGCGAAGACGGACUUUAGGAUUUUUGACGUCGGAACAGUUUCACCACUCAGUCUCCCGCUCCCCAGACCCCCGUCCCUCUCAUGAACAGUUUGGCUGAUGGAAUGCCUCGCUGCAAGACUCAGUCACUUUGGUUCGCUCUUUUCUUUUUCUUUUCUCUUUUUUUUUUAAAAUAUUCUUUUCUCUGGAGAGAUGACAGACAUUAUAGGGAAAUUCUGAAUUCAUCCUUGCUGGAGUUCCACUGUGGGGAGAGAUACCUUGCAGGUGAAAAAGCAACUGUGUCUUUCACCCCUCUCUAGCCUGACUGGACUGAUGGCAGCCAAUGGGCAAAAACAAACUUUGUGGGAAGAGCACACAAAUAAAAAGGUGAACGGCAGUUCCCUGGAAGAUGUACAACAGAACUCUAGUAUUCCAAUUUUCUCAACUCUAUUAAAAAAGAAAACUGUACCAUGAAAAGAAAAGAAAAAUCCUGAAAAAAGUUUGUGAAAUGUCUAAAUAUUUGACUCUCAUCCCAUUACUAAGAGAAAUGUGUUUUCCCUACUAUCAUUCCUGUUUGGAGAAAAAAAAAUGACUAUGAUUCUGGGAAACUGAAAUUUCUAUGUAUUUUGUUUUGGUAAUUGAGCAAAUGUGAUUUGGGUUAUGCACAUAAAAACCGCGCAUUCUCCUUUUUCAGAGGAGAAAAGUUCCUCAUUUAUUCCAUACUUCAUCUGUCAUCCUCGAUCUAUUUUUUGUCCUGCAUCUAUUCCUUUUUCUCUGUAUGGCAGAUUGUAUGUCCCCCAUACUCUGUGGAGAAAGCAGGCUCUAUUCAUCCUCCAGUUUUUUAUUUGUUUCUUAACUAUUUCUGUCUACAUGGCAAGAGCCAAGAUGGCAGCCGUUUCAUUUGACAGGCUCCAUCGAUUCAAUCUCCUGCCACGUUUGUCUGGUUUCUCUCUUUCUUCAUUCCAAGCAUACCCCUCCCAGUAUCUUCCUGUUCUUUCUAAAUGUUAUUGUAAAGUGUUCCAGUGAGAUGACUCUAAAUAUGUGUACAUUAACAGAGGGAAUACACUUGGUUAUAUACUUCUUA
Molecule: messenger RNA, 8357 nt
Organism: Amphiprion ocellaris (clown anemonefish)
Lineage: Eukaryota; Metazoa; Chordata; Actinopteri; Pomacentridae
Gene: nrxn2b
Product: neurexin 2b
Exons: 23
Coding region: 1007-6085 (1692 amino acids)
Source: RefSeq, a predicted model, not a curated record